Messenger RNA from Fusarium redolens, 765 nucleotides. RefSeq lists its product as uncharacterized. Gene Ontology annotation, biological process: protein depalmitoylation. The transcript has a single exon. The record is from RefSeq and is a predicted model, not a curated record. Gene Ontology annotation, molecular function: palmitoyl-(protein) hydrolase activity; carboxylic ester hydrolase activity. Lineage: Eukaryota; Fungi; Ascomycota; Sordariomycetes; Hypocreales; Nectriaceae. The coding region runs from base 1 to 765 and encodes 254 amino acids. Gene Ontology annotation, cellular component: cytoplasm.
AUGCCUCCUCGAAUCCCCACAGAAGAUGACUUCUCCCCUCUAUCAAGCACCCUCCCUCACACUCUUCACUUCCCCUCACCACCAGAAUCAACCACCACAUUCCUCAUUCUCUUCCACGGUCUAGGCGACCACGACGUUCCCUUCGCCUCUUUCGCCAAGAACCUCAACCUCCCCGGCGUUCUCGCCAUCUCUGUACGCGGCACAUCCGUUCUACCCGCUGCACUUCUGGGUGGUGAUAGACCAGGGUAUCAUUGGGGUGAUGAUCUUACUGUGGAUCCCAGCACGGGAGAUAUUGCUGAUGAUUCUGGUUUCGAGAAGGCCAGAACAUUGGUUAUGGAGAAGCUAAUCGGGGAGGUUCUUAUUGAGAAGUGUGGGUGGGAGAUGAGAGACAUCAUGUUCUUUGGGUUUGGACAGGGUGGUUCACUUGCUCUUGGUCUUGCAGCCUCUCUUAACAAAACUCCUCGGGUCACUGAUGUUUCUGAGGGUGAGAGCACAUCACCAGGCAACAAGAAGUUCAAAGGCGCCAUAUCGCUCGGUGGACCUUUACCGCAAUCUAUGGUAUCUACAGUCACAAAUCGCAGCAAGAGCAGCACAAGCGUGUUGGUAUGCCAACUCAACGAAGACGCUGUUGAUGCUGUGAAGCGAGAGUUUGAUGAUGUCAAGGUUGUGCAGUGGAAGAGACGUGAGGUGAGCAUGCCAAUGAACAGAGAUGAGGUGUUGCCUUUGAUGCAGUUCUUUGCGGAUAAGCUCAAGAAUGAAUGGUAG